Messenger RNA from Elaeis guineensis (African oil palm), 1534 nucleotides. NCBI's taxonomy places the organism in Eukaryota, Viridiplantae, Streptophyta, Magnoliopsida, Arecales, Arecaceae. The record is from RefSeq and is a predicted model, not a curated record.
GUUGAAGCAGAAGAACAGCCAGAAAUUUCAGACACUUUUGCAGUUUCUGCAGUGCCAUACUUUGUGUUCUGCAAGGAUGGUAAAACUGUUGAUACACUGGAGGGUGCAAAUCCAUCCAGUCUGGCUAACAAAGUCGCAAAAGUUGCUGGACCUACUAAUCUUGCAGAAUCUGCUGCACCGGCCAGUCUUGGCGUGGCUGCUGGACCUACUGUUCUGGAAACAGUCAAAGAGCUGGCAAAAGAUAAUGGUUCUUCACACAGGGAAAGCCCAAGCUCUGACCUUAAUGAUAAAUUGAAGCUACAUCUACAACAGCUUGUGAAUUCUCAUCCUAUUUUCCUGUUCAUGAAAGGAAGUCCCGAGGAACCAAAGUGUGGGUUUAGCCGGAAGGUUGUUGAAAUUUUAAAAGAGGAGGGAGUUCAAUUUGGAACCUUUGAUAUACUUACAGAUAAUGAAGUGCGUGAGGGGAUGAAGAAGUUUUCGAACUGGCCAACCUACCCUCAGCUUUUUUGCAAGGGUGAGCUUCUUGGUGGCUGUGAUAUUGCAAUCGCCAUGCAUGAAAGUGGUGAACUAAAGGAGGUCUUCAGAGAUCAUGGAAUUCCUGUUGUUUCCAGUGAAACUAAAGUUGGAGAAUCGGCAAAACCCGAGCUUCCUGUAUCUGGGAAAGUUGGAGGUGUUUCUGACUCCACAGGCCUCAGUGCUGCAUUGACGUCUCGUCUUGAAAGCCUUAUUAAUUUGUGCCCUGUUAUGGUGUUUAUGAAAGGGAAACCUGAGGAGCCGAAGUGUGGAUUUAGUCGAAAGGUGGUUGAAAUUCUCCAUCAGGAGAAGGUUGCUUUUGACAGCUUUGACAUUCUUUCUGAUGAUGAAGUCAGGCAGGGACUCAAAGUUUACUCCAACUGGUCUAGCUAUCCACAACUAUAUAUAAAAGGUGAGCUGAUUGGAGGAUCAGAUAUUGUGUUGGAGAUGCAGAAGAGUGGGGAACUGAAGAAAGUACUGGCUGAGAAGGGGAUUGUUCCAAAAGAAAAUCUUGAGGAUCGGCUGAAAAAUCUGAUCUCCUCAUCAGCAGUAAUGCUUUUCAUGAAGGGCACACCAGAUGCUCCCCGCUGUGGUUUCAGCUCAAAGGUUGUGGAUGCUCUUCAAAAGGAAGGUAUUAGCUUUGGGUCCUUUGACAUCCUGAGUGAUGAAGAAGUGAGGCAGGGAUUGAAGACAUUUUCUAACUGGCCAACCUUCCCUCAACUCUAUUACAAAGGUGAGCUUAUUGGGGGUUGUGACAUUGUAUUGGAGAUGCAUAAUAAUGGGGAGCUCAAAUCUGCUCUUUCUGAGGAGGGAUUUUGAUCAUCAAAAGAUGAAAGUAUCAUUGAGAUUUGUCUUUUAGCUUUCAGAUCGCUUGAUGUCUUAAAAUAGUUACUUGAUGAGUUGAUGUAUGUACUGUUCAACAACGUGCAUCCCUAAACCUAAAAUCUAAAAUUCUAUGAACAGUAUGGCAUGGACUUAUGCUUCUAAGAUAUUCCAUUUCAUCUGUUUUGUCUUUGGUUUU